GCGCGUUGUAACGUACGUAAGCGGUUAGAAGAUUUAUCAGAUAUUAAAAACAAUAUAAGGUCAAUCGAAAUUUAAAUUCAUGAUAUGCAUCUGAAUAAAUAUCUUUUGUAUGAUAUUUCAUGUGUCGUGCAGAAUGAACAAAAGUGACGUGGAUGAUAUUAGAAAAAGAUUGCAUUGCGAUGUAAUACAAGACCAUUCUAAAUAUGACCGCAAUACAGCAAAUCGAACCCAAGUAUUAAUAAUUGAUUCCAAAUUGAGCCCACAACAAUCUACAAAUAAUUCACAGUCACUCAACGCAAGAGUAAUGCCAGCUGAUGAGAUCAUCACCAGAGAGGAAAAAAGAAAAGAAUUAAAAAGAACUAAUCAGCAACGAUACUGUGAAAAACUUCGUAGUAAUAAUUUGGCGCGCGCACGACAAAGCACUUCACAGCAACAGAAUGGACAAGAAAUCCUUAUUGAAGAGAAAGGGACACAAGAAUCGACAAAAAAAAGUCUGCAACGGAAUCGUGCGGUAUUACGGAAUAAAUCAACCCAGUCAACAAUUCAGCAAUGUUUAUCACAUGCGCGACAGAGCAUGAGUACUUCACAAGAACAGAUUGUGCAAGAAAUUAUUGAUAACGAGAAGAGAAGAAAAGAAUUACAAAAUGCACGUGUUCAACGGCUCCGUGAGAAACAUCAAAAGGCACGUCAGAAUACAACAGCGUCAGAAGAACAGAAGGCGUCAGAAGUCCUUACUAGACGGAAGAGAAAAAAAGAAUUGCAAAAAGAACAUUAUCUACAGUUUCCUAAACAACAACUGAAUGAGCGUCAAAGUACAAUAAUUUCGCAAGACGAGAUUGAGCAAAAGAAUCUUGAGAGAGAAAAGAGGACAAAAGAUUUAAGCAGAGAACGUCAGCGACGAUAUCGUGAGAAACAUCGAAAGAGCACAGUUACCUUACAAGCACAGAAUGCUGAAAAAAUGUCAAUACUUGAUAAAGAAAAGAGGAAAAACGAUUUAAACAGAGAACGUCAGCAACGGUUCCGUAAGAAACGUCGAAAGAGUACAAGUAACUCACAAGAACAGAAUGCUCAAAGAAUACUUGAUAGAGACAAGAAAAAAAAAGAAUUACAAAAGAAACGUCAGCAGAAGUACCGUGAUAAGCUUCGAAAUAAUUUUAUUGAACUACAAAAAGAGUUCAGACAACGUUUACUUCUAAAGCAGAACGCGACUACCUUACAAGUACAAAAUAAACAAGAGCUGGAAGAAGUGAAGAUAGAAAUUUUUGAUGAACCAACUUAUCAGGAUAUAAGCACUACUAUUAUUCACAUAAAGGAAGAGUCGAAAAAUGAAAACGCUUUUGUACUUUCCAACAACACUGAAACAAUUGAUACGGAAUGUAUUUUGUCUACUAUGGAGUUAACAGAGGAAAGACCUACUGAAAUUGUCGAAAAUGACACAAUUAUUGAAAUAAAGCACGAAAGUAUAGAAGAACCUUUGCCCACAAUUAGACAAGACUUUGUUUUUGUGGCUUGUACUGAUACUAUUGCUGUCAGUGAAGCGGAACUGAAUGAACAAAAUCUAAUUACAAAUACAGACGUCUGUAUUCCAACAGGUGUUCGAGAUCAAGAAAUCGUAGAAGAUGCGUGCCCUUACUGUGGGAAAAGCGUUCAACAGUUGAACAAACACAAACUGACUUGUGACUGGAAAUUCAUUUAUAACUGCACUUUUUGUCCGAUGGUGUUAACACGUAGAUGCAAUAUAAAAAGGCAUUUAUCAAUGAAGCAUUUAUACGAACUUGAGGGAACUUCUAAGACUUUACGUGAGGUUUAUGAAGAAAUCGUAGCAAAACCAACGGAACUAAACAUUACUAUGCCGAAGGAAAGACACAAAUUGAUCGUCGAAUUAAUGAAUGCUAAUAAUAUUGCACAUAUGAAGGUUCAUGAGCAAAUUUCCAUUAUGACGGAUAACCAACAGGAAUUAAUUAUUCCUGAUCCAAUUGAGAAUCAUCAAGAUUCAACAGCUGACACACAGAUAUCAAACGUUCCUUUUUUUCCACCUAGUCAGACUUUUAAAAUACCUACUAUAGAAGAGGUCGAAAAUAGCAAAAUUGAUAGCACAGCAGCAACCACGGGACAACAAUUAAUUUACGUUGAUUCGGGCCAAAAAGAAAAUGUUCCCAUUGUGUUUGAAAAAACAAAUGAGAAAAUAGAUGCUCCCAUCGACGUUAACAUGCAGAAUCAAUCUGUUUCUACUAAGAAAACAAAAGUAGGAAAACAUUAUGUAAAAAAAUAUAUCUAUUGCAACGAAUGCGUAUAUAAAACCCAUUGCAAAGCACAUCUUAGAGAACACUUUAUGGAAAAUCACUCAGAUAAAGUAAAUUUGAAAUUUCAUAGAUGUGUAAAAACUUUUCAAGAUCAAAAACUUUUGCAAAUUCAUACAGAUAAUCUUAAUGUUAAAUAUCAGUAUCCCUGCGUGUUUUGCAAGAAAAUAUUCAUGUGCCAACAGAACACGGUAGAGCACUUUCUGUCACUGCAUUCUAAAGAAGUCGAAAAUAAGAAAGCUGAUGAAAUUUUGGCUUUAAUUGAGGCUAAUAAAAAGGUCAUUAAAAUUUCAAAUAAAAAUACAGAAGACAUACAAAAUACAAACGUCGAUCCAUGCCAUAAUUUAAAGGAUGCUUUUGUUGUUCUUGAGAAAAUUAAUCUUCCUAUCUAUGAUAAGCUACAAAAUAAACCUGUUAAUACUCAGAAGAAGGAUGUGGAAAUUAAAAAAUAUAAUUACGUUCACUGUAACGAAUGUAUUUAUAAAUCAACUAAGAAAACACAUUUGCUAGAUCAUAUAAUAAGAGUCCACCCUGAUAAAUUAAAUGUGAAAAUUGACGAAAUGAAGCAUUUGCUUAUGACUAGAAAAAAAGUUUUCAAGAGAUCAAUAAGUAAUAACAGACAAGGAAACGUGAAUUCUAAAUCAAAGAUUGUAAUUGCUAAAUCUGAAUAUUUAUGCGAUCAGUGUAGUUAUAAAACGUCAAAAAAAAGUAAUCUCCUUUGUCACAUUAAUGGACCACAUUCCACAAAAUUAAAUAGCCAAUCUCAACGUUCAAAGAAUGAAUGCAAGGCGAGAUUCAAACAUAUGUGUUUAUUUUGUUUCAAUUCAUAUUUUUAUUUAGGGAAUAUGAAGAAACAUAUUAUGCAACAACAUACGUCAGAACUUUUGAAAAAAUCAAUACAUAACAUAAUUAAAGAAGUAAUUGUUAAAAGAAUUCCAGUUCAGGAUUUCAAAAUAUCAAAGCAAACAAAAUCUAAGCAUGUAGAUAUUGAUCCACGUAAAAUAAAUACAUCCACAUUAGAGUAUAUAUUUGUGUACUGUUUCAAAUGUAAAAAUGUGAAAGCAAGCUUUAGCAAAGUAGGACAUCGUUUAAAAAACUGCGAGGAAUGUGGUACACGAAUGAUUUAUCUUUGCUCGAAAUGCAAGGAGAUGCAUACGCUUCAAUUUGACUUGCUCGUGAAACACUGGAAACAGUGUACUAAAAACUACGAAUUUUCGCAACUUACACUUGACAAACUUGAAGUUUAUUCCUGCCCUGAAUGCUUGUACGUAGGCACGCAUAAAUAUAAAUUCGAAUCACAUUUAGCUCGAUUCAAACAUAAUACUGAAGAAAAUAAAAAUAAUAAAAACUACGAUGAGGAAAUAGAUGUGUACGCUGAAGCUAAAUUUGCUGUUCAACGUUGCGUUACUGAUUUCAAAACGAUGACACGACGCUAUUGCCCGAAAUGCGAUAAAAUAGUGACAGAAGACAUGCAAGAAAGAAAAUACGCAACUAAAGGAAGUUGCAAAGUGUGCGAAUCUUACUUUCAUUUUCAAUGCGUUAAAUGUAAUGUCAACAUCAAGUCACAUGUACAAAUGCGUUAUCAUUUAAACUCAAGAUGUUUUCACGGUGACUAUAAAUGCACAAAAUGUAUCAAACGCACGCAAAAUUGGCAAGUGAUGCGGAAACAUUACAUGAUCAAUCAUACUAAUCGAAAAGAACUUCACUUAUGCGAAUUUUGCUCAUUUCGGAGUAAACACAGAACUAAUUUUUUUCAACACUUGAAAAGUAUGCAUCCAGAUCAAUCAAUGCAUAUUGUUCCUGGUAACAUUAAAUUGAAGCAACGAGACAUAGAUUAUGUAUGUGAUUUGUGCAAUUUUACUAGUAAACAUAAGUGUUCAAUCAAGGUUCAUUUGCAAACUGUCCAUGGGAAGAAGAACUAUAAGUGUAAAAUAUGUAAAUUUAGGACUAAAUAUGAGGCGAAUUUGAAAAGGCAUUAUUUUAUAAGACAUAAAAAUUAUUAUUAGAUUAUUUUUGGCAAUUCUUUCGAAUACAUAAAUAGGUGACUCAAGAACAUAUUUGAUCAUUAUAUUUUUAUAGCUUAGCAUACUAGAUUUUACUAUAAUUUAAAGACAAUUAUGUGGGAAAUGUAAUAUAGUUUAUAAUCAAGUAAACUAUUAAUUUAAUAAAUACGUAUAAUUUAAAAACAAUGUAGGUUAUGUCAUUGUAGUUACACAUAUGGACAAUGUUAUAAAUAUUUCAUAUGCUUUGUAUAUGUUUGUUAUCAGUACACACAAACCAACUUGCACUACUCACAAUCAGUCGGUCGACUUGUGUAAUGUUUAUAGUUGCGUCAUACUGUAUUAUGACAAUAGAUAAAGUCUAAAUAAAGAUGUGUUUGUAUAUUUUUUCACUUGUAGCAUAUGAUGCAAUUUGUAAAUAAAAUUUCUCAGAAUAUAUACGUAGGUUAAAAUAAACAUUAAAUAAUAUUACCAGGUUACCUAAUGAUCCAAAGUUAUUAUUAAGCAUGAAUGUUAAUUAUUGUAUAAUCCAAUAUUUCCAAACGUGGACUUUAAGUAUCUAUGGACAGCUCCGAUACAUCUUCUGAUAAAGAAAUAGAAAAGUAUAGUGUCGAGAUAGCUCAAACGCCUUAAAACUGAAGUUUUUUAGUAAUUUUUUUUGGAACGAAUUUGAUAACGACUCAAACAGAUGCGCAUUACGCAUCAUCUCUGUUCUCUUCCCGCCUCAUAAGCCAAACAAACUCUUUUUGUCUGUAGCGCUGUUAUUUUAUUUUUUGCGCACCAUUACUAUUUAUUGUAAUUUGCUCAUUGCUACGAGAUGUCUCUAAAAUGAUGUACAUUAAGUAAUUUAUCUAAAAUAAAUUAUA
Molecule: messenger RNA, 5166 nt
Organism: Phymastichus coffea
Lineage: Eukaryota; Metazoa; Arthropoda; Insecta; Hymenoptera; Eulophidae
Exons: 18
Coding region: 110-4306 (1398 amino acids)
Source: RefSeq, a predicted model, not a curated record